AUGGAUAACCGUCCAAAUCUGCACGAGAGCCUCUUCUCCAGGAACUCAACCCCCCCCAGCUCUCAGCAGGCCCAGCACCCCUUCUCUCCACAGCACAUAUCCAACAACUCGUCCCCAAGCCUCAUCGACUCCCUCUUCCAGGGCAUCUCUCCCCCCGCCCCCGACCACCAGUCCACUCUCGACUCCCAUCCGUCCGAAAUCUAUGACUCCGCCUCAUUGGCGCCCGGUGCGCCCCUGCCCCCCGACGAACCAGUCAACUCCCAAUCCGCCAGCAACAGCUCCACUGCAACUGAAAGGCAGAAUGCCUUGUUGAGUCUCCUCAGCGGUGGCCCGCCUCCGGCACCGCGCCCCCAACCUGUCGCGCAGCCGCCUCAGAAUCUACCUCAGCAGGUCCCGACGCCUCCUGGUUCAAGCUCCCAGCGAUCCAAUGCAUCGCCCCAGCAAACCGAAACCCAAAAGAUACUCGACCAAAUUAUGGGAGGAACUACUUCACGAUCAACCACUUAUUCUGACACACAACGAAGCAACCCACAGGCCCCUUCUCCUCCUUAUACUCGCGAUGAUUUCCGAAGUUUCCAACCCCACGACCACUCUGCUGAGACUUCUCCAAGGGCCCGCCCCCUACAGCAUCCUCCACAAGCGCCACCGCCGCCGCAACAGCAGCAGCAGCAACAGCAGCCACCUUCGCCGCGUAGAUCCAUGUUCGAAUUCACGUCACCCUUCGACCAUCUGUCUUCAUCGACCGGUUCCAUCAAGAAGAAAGCUGUCCCGCCUCAACCGUCGAACGUUUCCAGCGGCAACGAGGACUCAUCCUGGACUUCCGUCACAGAUCCUAAGCGCCAAUCCAUGGAAAACCUUUUGGAGAAUUUGACGCGCGGCCAGCCCCAACAAACCCAACCCCAACCUCCUGCUUACGAGUCCUACUUGAGCAGCGAUUACUCGCAGGGCGAGUCCGCGCCGAUCCGAGCCCCGCUUCCGCCUAUUCCUGCUUCAAAGCCCGUGUCUGUUCCCAUUCCCAUUCCCAAUGUGACUGGUUCACCCCGCGGAGGAUCACCCAAGGGUCAACCAUUGCACCGUCCCCAGCCUCGUGCUGCCGAGGUGAACAAUAGCCAGCAAGCUCCUUAUCCCGGCUCCGGAGGCCGUCGGGACAAAGACAGUUCUCCCGGCCCUAGAGGUCGUGGUGGAGCUCCUCGAGCGGGUCAACCAGGGCUAAAAUUCAGCAAGCCACGUUCGCCUAGUCCUCAAUCGCAAACUAUUAUCUUCGAUGUUUCUCUGCCUUUGGAGGAAAUAUUGGCUCGUGAUGCCGUCAAGUCCACAGCUAUCGCUCUCGUUAGGCAGGAUUCUGUAUUUUUGCCAGGAACUACGAUUGGGGCUACCCACUGGGUCGCAUAUGCAAUGACCAGGGGUCGCGUUCGCGUUAUUUCUCGUUCAAGUGGAGACAGGACUCUCCUUCAGCUUCCUCAAAUAUUUUCGCAGGCGUCAAGUGUCAUCGACAUGGCUGUCUACGUCAACCGAUUGGCAGGAGUGACCUCAGAUGGUGGAUUCGUUGUUUGGGAGUUGCCUGAACUCAUUACCGAUGAUGUUCCCGGACGCAUCCUCCUUUGUGUUCCACCAACCAACGACUCUGAUGCCAUCCGUGCUGUCAAGUGGCAUCCCAAAGACCCUGACACACUUGCUAUUGCGUCUGAUAACCAGAUCUAUGUCAUUGACUUGGCAAACACUCAUGCUCUCCAUGGCCAGCCCUUGCCUCAUUCUGACCUUCACCAUAUUGGCCAACCGUUUAAUGUUCCAUCUACUGUUGUCGCGUUUGAUUUCGAUGUUGUUCACCAUGCCCUUGCUACUAUCUCUGAAGACUCGAGCCUCACCAUUUGGAAUAUGCACGACAGCCUGCCCUAUGCUGUACACAAGAUUCGCGGUGAAGACAUUCCUUCGUCUUUGACUUUCGUCGAUGGCGGGAUCGUGGUGGGAAGAAGGAAUGGAACCAUCUUCCAGCUUCUUUCGAUGACCAACAAGAGCAUUCUUUCGACGAUCAAAUUCAUUAAUAGCGCGCAAGAAGACCCGGACAUGUUUGGUCACAUUAGCUACGACUCUAGGAUCCAGACGCUUUGGGUAGCUAACAGCCGCCGAGAAAGCUUAAUCGCCCUCAAGGUUCACAUCGAGCCCUCGUUCGCCACUGGGGAGGAGAGCGUUCGUGGCUGGAUCUGA
This is a messenger RNA of Cyclocybe aegerita, 2205 nucleotides long. NCBI's taxonomy places the organism in Eukaryota, Fungi, Basidiomycota, Agaricomycetes, Agaricales, Hemipholiotaceae. The record is from the annotation of a GenBank genome assembly.